UGAGUGGAGGAGAGCUAACCAAAUAACGCGUAAACAAGGCGUCAUGUCGCAGAUCGCUACAUUUGGGCUUUCCCGACGCGUCGCAGGAGCGCCCGGGAUAUUCCUUCACAGCCAGGGUGACUUAUCUUCCCCAGGAACUAGUCGCCUUUUCCGUCCGAACACUGUCCUAUCCUGUGAGACCACAGCACCAGUCCUAACGCCCGCGAUAGGCAUUUAAGUCCACAUCAGUCUUCCUUCGCAUUCGACUACUGCCACCACCGCACUAGUCACCUUGACUCCAGCAUCCGCACUUGACUCAGCCUCUUCGUUAUAUAACCCCUUAGUCUACUAUGCCUUUCUUCACUACCAGCAUCACCAGCCGUGCCACUCAUACCCCCUCCGUCAUAGAUACCAUGAGCAAGGCUACCAAGCCUGAGCAUAAUACCAACUCGGAGACCACGUCUCCUUCCACACCGGAACCCCGCGUUCUCAAUGCAGUCCGAGAAUUCGAGCACGGUCGACAGCGCGCUAAGAAGUCGGCCCACACAGCGAGCUGGCGUGAGGAGAAAGCGAGGAAACGUCAGGUUAAGACUCAGAGGGCGCAGACUCUAUUCGAGCCUCCGGCCGCACACCGCCAGAAGGGCGGACACGUCAAGGUUCAGGGCAUUGACCGAGACGAGAGAGACCUUGAUGGGUCCGACUCAGACGAGGCGUUUGAUGUCGAGUUCAUCGAGACGCCGAAAUGGAGGGAGCAGAAGCUGGAAGUCGACCUUACCAAUCUCAUCCGACCCACGAAGGCACGUCGCUCGAAGGCGGGCGACUUCGAGGUGAUCCCAAGCGUCCGAUCAGUCCUUGUGCUUGACGAUCGGGACUUUGCUAUGGUGGAGGAUGACGAACCAUGGGAGUACCUCAGCGCUGGCGACGACGACUCGGAACGCAAGCCAGCAAUACCGUCAUAUGCGGAGGUCGCAGCCAACUCCCGCUGAAGCCCCGCUAUGACGGCCAAUCACGAUCGAUCAUCCGCCU
Molecule: messenger RNA, 1005 nt
Organism: Somion occarium
Lineage: Eukaryota; Fungi; Basidiomycota; Agaricomycetes; Polyporales; Cerrenaceae
Source: the annotation of a GenBank genome assembly